AACCGUCAUUUUCCUAUGCGCCCUCUGACAUCAGCCACCUUCUCUGUAGCUAGUUUCUCUGCACUCAACUUAAUCCCUGGCAAUGAAAAUGAACCUCUCCCCCACCCUUGCUGCCGCCUCUCGCCUCACGCCCCCAGAGAAGAGUUUCUCCGCCAGGCAGCAGGUGAAGGUUUUUUUCCAAGUCACAUGAUUCAGGAUGCAGGGGAAGAAUCCUUCUUGGAACAGAGAUGAGCCCAGAACUGAAUCAGAUGAGGAGAGAUAAGGUGUGAUGUGGCGAAGACUAUAUAAAGAAUGGACCCAGGACUGCAGCAAGCACUCAACGGAAUGGCCCCUCCUGGAGACACAGCCAUGCAUGUGCCGGCAGGCUCCGUGGCCAGCGACCUGGGGACCACGAGCCGUAGCUACUUCUAUUUCACCACAGCCACGCUGGCUCUGUGCCUUGUCUUCACGGUGGCCACCAUUAUGGUGUUGGUAGUUCAGAGGACGGACUCCAUUCCCAACCCACCUGACAACAUCCCCCUCAAAGGAGGAAAUUGCUCAGAAGACCUCUUAUGUAUCCUGAAAAGGGCUCCAUUCAAGAAGUCAUGGGCCUACCUCCAAGUCGCAAAGCAUCUAAACCAAACCAAGUUGUCUUGGAACAAAGAUGGCGUUGUCCAUGGAGUCAGAUAUCAGGAUGGGAAUCUGGUGGUCCAGAUCCCUGGUUGGUACGUCAUCAUUUGCCAAAUGCAGUUUAUUGUACAAUGCCCAAAUAAUUCUGUUGACCUGAAGGUGGAGCUUCUCAUCAACAAGCAGAUCAAAAAACAGGCCCUGAUGACAGUGUGUGAGUCUGGAAUCCAAACCAAAAAUGUAUACCAGAAUCUCUCUCAAUUCUUGCUGGAUUACCUGCUGGUCAAUACCACCAUAUCAGUCAAUGUGGAUACAUUCCAGUACAUAGACACAAGCACCUUUCCUCUUGAGAAUGUCUUGUCCAUCUUCUUAUACAGUAGUUCAGACUGAACAGUUUCUCUUGGCCUUCAGGAAGAAAGUGCCUCUCUACCAUACAGUAUUUCAUCCAUCCAAACACUUGGGCAAAAAGAAAACUUUAGACCAAGACAAACUACACAGCGUAUUAAAUAGUAUACUUCUUCUGUCUCUUGGGAAGAGACAGCUCCUGGGUUAAAAAGAGAGUUUUGAGUGAAGUAUCUUUCAGUUAGCAGUCAGGGAAGCAAUGCAGUGUGGUAGGCAGAGAUCCACAUGGGAAUCAGAAUGGUUGAAUGGAUGUCCCAGCCCAACCACCAAUUCACUGUAUGGUCUUGAUCUAUUUCUUCUGUUUUGAGAGCCUCCAGAUAAAAUGGGGCUCCAGUGCCAGAGCAGCUGGCAACCGUGCCCUAAUGGGAAAUGAAGGGGAGCUGGGCAUGAGUGUUUACAGUGUACCCUUCACGGAAUACUUCCUUUAUCUGCAGAUGGCCUAAUGCUUAAUUGUCCAACUUGUGAUCAAGGACUCUCUCACACAUGAAACUUCUCUAUGCUGGCGGAUACCCUUGUGACUUGUGUCUGAACCGUGCCCAGUUUAUUCCUGCCUGGCCAUCACUCUGGCACUAGGAGCCUGACCUUGUGUUCCACACAACCCCGCCCUUAGGAACCUCCAGGGAAAAACCAUGCCUGAGGCAGCCCCUCGUUCUUGAGAUGGGAAGCACAAAUUUAAUACACCACCACAAUGGAAAACAAAUUCAAAGAUUUUUAUUACAGAUCCUGGUCAGAGAGGGCAUAAUGAGUCUGAAGGGCAGUCAUCCUUCUCUGGGUUACAUGAGGCAGGAGUGAGGAGUCAGACAUUGAGAGCAAACCAAUUAGCAACCUAGGUAAAUAAAUAGGGUGCGAUCACUCUCAAUUCACUGGCAAAUGCCUGAGUGGCCUGUUUAAAGGACGCAACAGAAAAGUGGGAAAUCCAGUCUGCUAGACAAAAGAGCGAUGACUCUCAGUUCUUGUCUCUGGCAAGAGGUGCGGCAUGGAACUGGAAAACCCUACCAAGGGUGACUAAGCCUGGCUUCUGGUAUGAGAACAUUAAACUUGUAUGCAAAAUGGAUGCCAAAGCAACAUAAAAGUAUAAGAAUUCACCAUACCUUCCCCUCCCUGGAACUCAGGAUCGAAGUCUAGCAAAUGAAAGGACUGGGUUUGAAUUGCUUCCAAACCUCUUCCAUCUCAGAAGACCAGACCCUUUGAACUGAGAUUCCAGAUACAAUUUUGGAAGCUCUCCAACCAAAAUAAGGCCCCCCUACCACAGUAUACCAUUGAAGACACUAGUAUUGAUCUGACCUCAUCUCAGCAGA
Saimiri boliviensis boliviensis (Bolivian squirrel monkey) is the source of this 2306-nucleotide messenger RNA. RefSeq names its product TNF superfamily member 8 (gene TNFSF8). Gene Ontology annotation, cellular component: membrane. The record is from RefSeq and is a predicted model, not a curated record. Gene Ontology annotation, molecular function: tumor necrosis factor receptor binding. NCBI's taxonomy places the organism in Eukaryota, Metazoa, Chordata, Mammalia, Primates, Cebidae. Gene Ontology annotation, biological process: immune response; CD8-positive, alpha-beta T cell differentiation.